Gadus morhua (Atlantic cod) is the source of this 2461-nucleotide messenger RNA. RefSeq names its product ATR interacting protein (gene atrip). Bases 245 to 2251 code for a protein of 668 amino acids. The transcript is spliced from 17 exons. Gene Ontology annotation, biological process: DNA repair; DNA damage checkpoint signaling. The record is from RefSeq and is a predicted model, not a curated record. Lineage: Eukaryota; Metazoa; Chordata; Actinopteri; Gadiformes; Gadidae.
CAGGGAUUGGCCAGAGGAGGCCGUGAACUUGCAUGCUGAGCGGGCUGUGUGUUUACUUCACAAUACAUGAGUUUACAACAUAAAUGUAUCCUACUUUUAUCAAUACAUUAAUUUGGUGUUGAAUAUCCACUAUAAAGUGAUCUGGGGUGUGUCGGGUUGUAUGUGGAGAGCUGCGGACCUGUUUGAGGACACACAUCUCUGUGGUUGCUUCCUGUGUGACAGCUGACUGUGUGACAUCGUCAUCAUGCAAGCCCCGCCCUCCAAAAGGCAGCGAGGGGAGCAGAGUGCGGUGGAAUGCUUUGGAGACGACGAGGACUUCACCCAGGAUGACCUGGACGAGAUAGACGUCAUCUCCUCUCAGGCCGUCAGACCACUCCCAUUGGCCGGACCCAUAGCCAAUCACAGCCGAGGAAACCCUGCUGGGAGGCCUGGCGCAGAAGACCCAGGAGACUACAAGAGCUUGCUGGAGACUCAACGGUCAGAACUCAGAGAGAAGCUGAAGGAGGUGGAGGAGCAGGUGUUGAUGAAGGAGGGGGAGAUCAGGCUGCUGAGGGACUCCCUCAGAGGAGUCCAGCAGGAGAAGGAUGUUCAGAGGGAGCAGCGCCUCCUGCUGGAGAGGCAGAAGCACAAGGAGCAGCAGGAGAAGGAGAAGGAGCUGUUGAAGAAGAUCCAGUCCCUCCAGGCUGAGCUCCACUUCAAGGAGGCUGAGAUCAACGAGACGAGGAGUAAACUGGUGAAGAACUCCUCCCCUCUGGCCAGGAACAGUCCCAGAGCGCACGCCUCUCCGGCCCUGGUGCAUCAUGGGAACAGUAGUCCAUCUCCAGCAGGAAAUAGUUUCAUCACCAAGGAGACGUUUGCUGCCCAGCUCCCCGCUAAGACCCCCCCCACCGGACCAGAUGGUACAACCCUGACCGGGGAUCCAACAGCCCCUGCCAGACAAGAUGGUGUAGGACUCCUCAGCCUCCUGCUGCAGCCCUACCUGUCUCCGAGCUCCCUGUCGCUCUGCCACCUCCUGAUGGGCCCCCCUCACAGACCAGACCAGCGGGUCCUGGAGGAGAACGCCGACCGCUUCAGUCUCCUCCAGAGCCUGGCCAUGACUGGACUCAACAUGAUGACCCACAAACCGGCCCCCCCCAGGGCCAGGUCCCACAAACGGUGGUGCCCAGGAGCCUUGCACCUCCUCCCGCUGCUCCACCACCACCUGAAGGAGCUGUGUGACUCCCUGGGCCGCCGAGGAGGAGCGGGAGCGGCAGGCGGCGGGGAGGAGGCGGGAUGGAGCGGGGAGGAGAGAGGCCUGGCCGCCCUCAGGCUCCUCGACCUCCUGCUGGCGCACAGUGAUGAGGUGGUGGAGAGGUUGCUGCAGCCGGAGACCGAGGUGGAGCCAGAGCAGACCAGACCAGAUCCUGGUCCUGGUCCUGGUCCGGGUCCUGGUCCUGGUCCUGGUCCUGGUCUGGGUCCUGGUCCUGGUCCGGGUCUGGUGGUCCAGAUGCUGCAGCUGUGUGACCCCGAGUUCUGCUCCCCGGCGGAGCGGAGGGAGCUGCUGGUCCACACGGCGCUGAGGAGCCUCAGGGGGCUGGUGGAGAGGACGCCAGAGGGCCUCGCACACAGGCUGCAGGGUGUGUGUUGGUUGCAGGCUGUGAGUGUGUGUGUCUCAGCAGGGGGGGGCUUCCAGGUGGUGUCAGAGUGUGUGAGUCUCCUCCGCUGCGUGGCGGACCACCAGCUGCUGGCCGCACAACUCUGCUCUACACACGAUUCCUGUGUGUUUCUAAGGUUGUUCAACUACAUCAGAACCAGGCCAGAACCACGGACCAUAGACUGGACCCUACUGGACCUGCAGGUGAUUCGGCUGCUGAGCAGACUGCUGACCCAGACAGAGUCCAGCUGGUCCUCACAAACGACACACUGUCCCUGUUAUACUGAGGUGGUGCAGACAGUGGUGGUGGUGGUGCAUCGCCAGUGGUUGGAGCUCCGAGACCGACAGACGGCUCCUCCAGUGUCGGUGGGCGGGCCUCAGUGGGCCGUCCUCCGGGAGGCGCUGCUGCUGCUGCACUGGCUUCUGGGUAAUCACGGCGGGUUCUCGGAGGGCUGCGGCGCCGUGCUGCACAUGUACGACCAACUGGUCCCGGCCCUGAGGCACGCCCUGAGGACCGGCCCCACACACCUGUCCUACAGCGAAGAGCUAGCGUUAGAGGAGGUCUGUCGCUCUGAGGCCGAAGACGCGGACGAUGUGACCCCUGAGUCGGGACUCUGAUCGGCUGCCUGACUGACUGCUGAUCAGAACGGUCCACUGGGUGGUCUCUGAUGACCUUGUGGAGGACUCCCCAUCACAAGUUGCCGUGGCGACAGACUCUUGGCUGUAAUCUUGGACACUUUGACUUUAAUUGUGACUGUUGUAUCUGUAUGUGUCUGUUGUAAUGUUAUGAUUUAAGAUUUCUGAGUAAAAUCUUCCAUGAAAUGAAGA